UAUCAGUGCUCCCUAUAAUCGACAUGUCAGAAAGAUGUCAACAUGCCCGUAUUUAGGGGAGAUCCUUGUGGCAUUACUUGCCUUAUUCUUACAUAUACGGCAAUAUUUUAUGCAGACUAUGUUAUCAUACACUGGGUUGUUCUACAGACUAUGUCUGCCAGUUUAUGGGGUGCGUUUCAUGUAUUACUCUUCAAUACACUCGUGUUCCUAACAUGCAUGGCUCACGUUCGGGCAGUCUUCAGUGAUCCAGGCAUCGUUCCUCUUCCCCAGAGUCGACUAGAUUUCUCUGAUAUGCAUGCAGGAGGAGAUAAGAAUGAUGAUUGGACUGUUUGCGCACGAUGUGAAAUGUACAGACCUCCUCGUGCGCACCAUUGCCGCAUCUGUCAAAGAUGUAUACGCCGCAUGGAUCAUCAUUGUCCAUGGAUAAACAACUGUGUUGGGGAGUGGAAUCAAAAAUACUUCUUGCAAUUCCUCAUGUUUGUUGGACUCAUGUCAAUAUAUGCCUUAAGUUUGAUUGCAUACUCCUGGAUUAAGGAUUGCCCAGACUGUUCUAAAGAGAUGGCUGUUAAGCAGAGUAGAUUAUUACAUUCCGUUAUUUUGAGCAUGGAGAGUAUCCUGUUUGGUUUAUUUGUUAUAGCAAUCAUGUGUGAUCAGUUGCAAGCCAUCUUGAGUGAUGAAACUGCAGUUGAGCAGGUGAAGCGGCAAGGCCCUUACCGAGCACGUCGUCCCAAGACAGCUCUCCUCAGGGAAGUAUGCGGACGUAGCCAUCCGCUGUUGUGGGUUUUUCCAUGCACAAGUGCUCCCUUUAACUCAGAGGCAUCUUAUAGUCUGUCAGUUUAAAUAUCAUCCUACACUGGUAAUGUUUGAAAUCCUGUAUCUUAAGUUACUGUACUUCAAAAGUUAUUCCAUUAUUCAUAUGAUCACAAUAUAAUGUCAAACUUUUGACAUCUCAUCUAACAUUGGGCAAAUUCAUAAGGAAUACCAAAGUCUGUUAUGUUGUGAGUGUAAAUUUUAUUUGUUUCUUGUCACCUGAAAAAUUAAUACAUACUGCAUGUAUUAUUUAUAGUAGAUGUAA
Messenger RNA from Macrobrachium nipponense, 1075 nucleotides. RefSeq names its product palmitoyltransferase ZDHHC3-like (gene Dnz1). Gene Ontology annotation, molecular function: palmitoyltransferase activity. The transcript has 6 exons. Bases 43 to 840 code for a protein of 265 amino acids. Lineage: Eukaryota; Metazoa; Arthropoda; Malacostraca; Decapoda; Palaemonidae. The record is from RefSeq and is a predicted model, not a curated record.